Molecule: messenger RNA, 1308 nt
Organism: Solanum stenotomum
Lineage: Eukaryota; Viridiplantae; Streptophyta; Magnoliopsida; Solanales; Solanaceae
Product: mannan endo-1,4-beta-mannosidase 5-like
Exons: 4
Coding region: 1-1308 (435 amino acids)
Molecular function (GO): hydrolase activity, hydrolyzing O-glycosyl compounds
Source: RefSeq, a predicted model, not a curated record
AUGGCUUCUUUUAGUAGAGCAUUCUUUGCCUUGCUCUGCCUCCUCCUACUAGCUAUAGUCACAGAAACUAGGAAUAUAGAAAAUACUAAAAAUGUUGAUUUUGUUAGAACAAGAGGUGCCCAUUUUGUACUUAAUGGAUCACCUUUUCUGUUCAAUGGUUUCAACUCUUAUUGGCUAAUGCAUGUUGCUGCUGAGCCAACUGAGAGGUAUAAAGUCUCUGAGGUUUUCAAAGAAGCCUCUGCUGCUAGUCUCUCUGUAUGCAGGACAUGGGCUUUUAGUGAUGGCGGCGAUGCAGCAUUGCAGAUUUCUCCUGGUGUCUAUGAUGAACGUGUUUUACAGGGAUUGGAUUUUGUGAUAUCAGAAGCACGGAAGUAUGGGAUACGUUUAAUAUUGAGCUUUGUGAAUAACUACAAAGAUUUUGGAGGGAGAAGUCAAUAUGCUCAAUGGGCAAAAAAUGCAGGAAUUCAGAAUAUUAACAGUGAAGAUGAUUUUUAUACUCAUCCAGUACUUAAAGAUUAUUACAAGAACCAUGUUAAGAAAAUAGUGACAAGAGUCAAUACAAUGACUAGAAUAGCAUACAGAGAUGACUCGACAAUAAUGGCAUGGGAACUUAUGAAUGAGCCUCGCUGCAAUGCUGAUUAUUCUGGGAAAACAGUUAAUGGAUGGGUUCAAGAGAUGGCAAGUUUUGUGAAAUCACUAGACAAAAAACACUUGUUGGAGAUAGGGAUGGAAGGAUUUUAUGGCGAUUCAAUGCCAGAAAAGAAGCAAGUUAAUCCUGGUUUUCAAGUUGGAACAGAUUUCAUCAGUAGCCAUCUUGUUAAAGAGAUUGAUUUUGCUACUAUACAUGCAUACACCGACCAAUGGUUGUCUGGACAAAGUGAUGAUGCACAAGCAACAUUCAUGCAAAGGUGGAUGAUAAGUCAUUGGCAAGAUUCAAGAACCAUAUUAAAGAAGCCAUUGGUACUUGCUGAAUUUGGGAAGUCAAGCAAAGAUCCAGGAUACAGUCAAAAUGCAAGAGACACAUUCAUGAGUUUAGUUUAUAGAAAUGUGUACAAUUUUGCGAAAGCAGGAGGGACAAUGGGAGGGAGCUUAGUAUGGCAGCUAGUGGCACAAGGCAUGGACAAUUUUGAUGAUGGUUACUCAAUAAUCUUGGCACAAAAUCCUUCAACUGCAGGGCUAAUUUCAGGGCAAUCACAUGCCAUGACAACUUUGGCUCAUUUGGUUAAUAGCCCUAAUUUGGGUCAGGUACAUGGACAUCAUCCACUAGGUGUUGGACAUCAUCCAUUAGGAAUGGGACAUCAUGGUUGA